Molecule: messenger RNA, 555 nt
Organism: Humulus lupulus (European hop)
Lineage: Eukaryota; Viridiplantae; Streptophyta; Magnoliopsida; Rosales; Cannabaceae
Exons: 2
Coding region: 1-555 (184 amino acids)
Biological process (GO): DNA repair; telomere maintenance
Molecular function (GO): DNA helicase activity
Source: RefSeq, a predicted model, not a curated record
AUGGGGAAAAACAUUAAGUCUUAUCAUCUUCUUGAUGAAGACAUUUCUUUCGAUAGAAAUGAAUUUCAAUCUAGGGAAAUUGAUGAUGAGUUGGGUGUUGAAAUUCCAGAAAAAGAUAUUACAUCUUCAAGACCACUUAAUAGAGAGCAACAACAAGUGUAUAAUGUAAUGUUGGAAAAAGUUUUAUCAAACAAAAAUGUUGCAUUCUUUGUAGAUGGCCUGGGUGGGACAGGGAAAACAUUCCUAUACAGGACACUUCUGGCAACAGUACAAUCAAGAAACUUGGUACCACUUGCAACUGCUUCAUCAGUUGUGGCUGCAUCUAUACUUCCAGGAGAUCAAACAACUCACUCAUGCUUUAAGCUUCCACUUGAUAUUGACGAAAACACCCCAUGUUGUGUGAGCAAACAAAGUGCACUUGCAAACCUACUUUCCUUCGGUGGAAAGAUUGUUGUUCUCAGGGGAGAUUUUCGUCAAGUAUUACCUGUUGUUCGUAAAGGGAGUAGACAAGAGCAGGUUAAUUCCAGUCUGGUUUAUGUGGCCUACAUUGACUAA